UUCAUUUCUCCAUUGUGACUCCUGACUUCGGACGCCCCCCAAAAUCUGCAAUUACUCGCCAGAGACUGUGGAUUUCUCGGCGAAAAGGACACCAGCUUCAAGUUUUCGCACGGUGGAGUCCUUCUCUCUCCAACUCGAAAAUGGGAAACUCGUCGAAGGACGAGUCCACGACGGACGGCGACACCUCCGGCGGCAAUACUCCGCCUUCCAAUUCUAGCAUGUACUCCGAGGGCGAGAAAGUACUUGCCUAUCAUGGUCCUCGUAUCUACGAAGCAAAGACAGACGCAGCUCCUUUUUGGUGUGUUUAUGCUUCAUCCACUUCCAUUGCAGUAACUCUAAUACCUUUCCAAUUUCUAAGGUACAAAAAGCUGAGAUUCGAAAGAAUGAAUGGAAAUAUUUUGUUCACUACCUUUUGGGACGAAUGGGUGGGUGAGGACCGUUUAAUGAAACAUACUGAAGAGAAUGUCCUGAAACAGCAGGCUCUUGACAAAAAACAAGGUGUAGACAAGAAUGUCAAGUCAGGGCGUUCAACUCAAGCAAAGGCCAAAAAUUCUACAGAUGCAAAAGUGGAUAAAGAGGACAUCAAGACUAAUGUGUCUAAAGGGAAGAAGCGGAAGAAUGAUUCAGGAGUUGAGAAGGGCAGUGUCUCUGUUGAAAAGCUAGUCAAGAUUCAAAUUCCAGCAACCUUAAAAAAACAACUUGUUGACGAUUGGGACUUUGUUUCUCAGCAGGACAAGAUUAUAACUCUGUCUAAAGGCGUAAAAGAUUCCUGUCUUUUGCUGAUCUUUGUCCUACAGCUUGUGAAACUUCCUCGUUCACCAACUGUUGAUGAAAUUUUGACAAAGUAUCUUGAAUACAGGUCGAAGAAGGAUGGCAUGGUGGCUGAUUCAAUUGGGGAAAUUCUGAAGGGAAUUCGGUGUUAUUUUGAUAAAGCGUUGCCUAUGAUGCUAUUGUACAAGAAAGAACAGAAGCAAUACCAUGAAGCAGUUGUUGAUAAUGUUUCGCCAUCAACCAUAUAUGGAGCUGAACAUUUAUUGCGUCUCUUUGUUAAGUUGCCUGAGCUUUUGGCUUAUGUGAAUAUCGAGGAGGAAACACUGAAUCACCUGCAGCAGAAGUUACUCGACUUCCUCAAAUUUUUGCAGAAAAAUCAAAGUACUUUCUUUCUUUCAGCAUAUGAUGGCACAAAGGCUUCUGAAGGAAAAGGAAAGGGGAAAGAUGAAUGAAAGUGACAGCGGACGGACUGCGAUAUAGGGGCGCCUCUUUCUCUCUCACAUUGCAGGAAUCAAGUUUGAUUUCCUCUCGUGAAUUUGAGUUCCAGCAAGGCAUUUUUGUCUUCUGUUAGGAAAAUUGCUUGAGAAGACACAUGGCACUCGAAACGGGUGUAAAUCAACAAAUGUCAUCAAGCUGGCGUGUGUCAAGACAACCCCCAACCAAAAAAAAAAAAAAACAAAAACAAAAAACAAAACAGAUUUCUGUCUUUUUGAGGAUUGAGGGGUCUGGCCCAAAAGGAGCGGGUACUUUUAAUUGAUGAGUUUCUUGGCAAGAUCAUUAUCUAGAGCCCAAGAAUUCGAAUUUCUAACAUCAACCAUGGCAUUUGUUAUUUCAUUAUUACGUCUUAAUGGAUAUAUCUUAUCGUUAGA
Prosopis cineraria is the source of this 1640-nucleotide messenger RNA. RefSeq names its product protein MRG1. Lineage: Eukaryota; Viridiplantae; Streptophyta; Magnoliopsida; Fabales; Fabaceae. Bases 141 to 1223 code for a protein of 360 amino acids. Gene Ontology annotation, cellular component: nucleus; histone acetyltransferase complex. The record is from RefSeq and is a predicted model, not a curated record. The transcript is spliced from 12 exons. Gene Ontology annotation, biological process: chromatin organization; regulation of DNA-templated transcription.